This is a messenger RNA of Dioscorea cayenensis subsp. rotundata (Guinea yam), 1301 nucleotides long. RefSeq names its product ankyrin repeat domain-containing protein EMB506, chloroplastic. Gene Ontology annotation, molecular function: chloroplast targeting sequence receptor activity; protein binding. Gene Ontology annotation, cellular component: chloroplast outer membrane. The record is from RefSeq and is a predicted model, not a curated record. The transcript is spliced from 7 exons. The coding region runs from base 2 to 934 and encodes 310 amino acids. Gene Ontology annotation, biological process: protein targeting to chloroplast. Lineage: Eukaryota; Viridiplantae; Streptophyta; Magnoliopsida; Dioscoreales; Dioscoreaceae.
AAUGAUCCUCGAUAGUUAUCUAAUCGAAGCCAACGCAAUGCUCGCGUUAUCUCCUUCCCGUGCGCUUCUCCAUCCCUCGCUCUCUGCCGCUGCUCAUGCUGCUCUGCGGAGAAGCAUCUCUCUCGGAGAUUCAAGCCAUCGCCUCCGAUUCAAGUCUCUGAGGGCGCCUACUGCUCUACGGAGGAUCAGUAACUCUUCGUCUCCGGCGAAAUCAGCCUCCAGAGGUCACUGGGAUGAGUCUGAUGACGGCCAUGGAAGUGAAUAUGACGAAGUUGAUGAAGAGCAAGAGGACUAUGGAAUCGGUUCCACUGCAACCGCCGAGGAGUACGAAAAGCUUGUUGAAGAAGUUGAGCUGCUGUUAGGAGAAGAAGAAAAGGCUAUUUUGCAACUGAAUGAGGCCCCUGACUUGUCCAAAUUAACCUCUAGGAAAUGGAGUUUGUUUCACAGUUUAGCACUAUCAAGUCAGAUACGCUUCAUUGAUGAACUACUUCAAUAUGGUAUAUUCAUUGAUUUGGUAGACAAGGAUGGUUACACUGCUCUUCAUAAGGCUGUGAUUGGUAGGAAAGAGGCUGUUAUCACUCACCUUCUUAGAAAAGGAGCAAAUCCUCAUGUCAAAGAUAGGGACGGUGCCACCCCUCUACAUUCUGCAGUGCAAGUUGGGGCCAUGAAAUCUGUUAAGUUAUUGAUUAAAUAUAAAGCUGAUGUGAAUGUUGCAGAUAAUGAGGGCUGGACUCCACUUCAUCUUGCUAUACAGAGCAGAUCUAGAGAGAUAGCAAAGGUCUUGCUUGUGAAUGGUGCUGAUGCAACAAGAAGAAAUAAGGAUGGGAAGACUCCACUGGAUCUAAGCCUGUGCUUUGGUAAAGAUUUCAAAUCAUAUGAACUUGCAAAGCUACUCAAACUUUUUCCAGCCAACAGGAAUCUUGAGACUCAAUAGCACUUAAUGAAGUGGAGAGAAAUUCGGAGAAAAUCAGUCAUGAUCGCACUUUCUUCAAGCAGGAAUUCAAUCCUCAUGCAUCAUGCAAUGGACAUCGAUUACUGUAUUUCUGAUUGCCAAUUAUUUUAUAAUGAUACGGCAUCUCUAGUUCUUCAAAAUCAAUCUGGAACCAUGAAGAGGUUCUGGUUGACAUUCAGAUAAACUAUUACAGAGAUUUUCCUCAUUGUGUUGGCUCUAGGAAUUCAUAUGUUACAACUGUCUAGAUUUUGGGAAAGGAUGAGUAGUGAGAUCAACCAUUUGGUUUAAUGUAUUUUAAACUUUUCUUUCUGAAUCAAUGAAAUCUUUUGUCCGAUCCUUUCUAGCUUAA